AUGGCUUCGAAUCUUUCUACACGAGCGGUCAGGUCCGCCUGCGCCGCGUCUAAGGCUUCUCCUCGCUCCCUGUCUUCAAUUAUUCCCCGUCGCUCCUUCGCCACCAACCCGGAGACUUCAGCCGAGCAAGAAGACCAACCCCGAUGGUCGUACACUCCCCCGAAGACGAAGGCGCCCUUCAGCAUGCGCAUGCACUCGCAGCGUCCUUCCUUCCACAAUAAUUCAAACCCGGAAACUCUUGACAAGUUCUACAUCCGCAUGCUGGGCAAUGAGGGUGACAAGCUUCUCUCGGAGGAAGUUAAGUGGUUGGCUGUGACACACAAGAGCUUCGACCAAGGACGUCGUGGAUUCAACGAUCGAUUGGCCUUCCUAGGAAAACGCAUCGUGCAAUUGCAGACUUCGCUCGCUCUCGCACAGAGUGCCAAGAUUACAACCGAUGCACCAAAGGCCGAUCAGCACGGUCGCGUGCCAUUCUCUCACCCUGCCCUUGAAGGACUGGGUAACCUCUCCUCGACCACCAAGAGCUUCCUGACCGACCGCACGAAGAUGGCCGAGCUGGCGCGCAAGUACGAGAUGCAGAAGGUUGUCCGAUGGGAACCCCGCAAGCCCGACCAACUGAUUGCAUCUGGACUUGAGCUGGUUCUGGCGCACACCAUGUACGCGGUCAUUGGAGCAGUCGCAUUGGAGAAGGGAGGACACAUUGCCAACAAGCUGGCGCAGGAGCGGAUACUCGAGCCUUUGGGUAUCAAGUCCGUCUCCUCAUAA
Messenger RNA from Penicillium verhagenii, 765 nucleotides. Its product is annotated as mitochondrial 54S ribosomal protein mL57. The record is from RefSeq and is a predicted model, not a curated record. Lineage: Eukaryota; Fungi; Ascomycota; Eurotiomycetes; Eurotiales; Aspergillaceae. Gene Ontology annotation, molecular function: ribonuclease III activity; structural constituent of ribosome. Gene Ontology annotation, biological process: mitochondrial translation; RNA processing. Bases 1 to 765 code for a protein of 254 amino acids. The transcript has 3 exons. Gene Ontology annotation, cellular component: mitochondrial large ribosomal subunit.